Molecule: messenger RNA, 2446 nt
Organism: Helicoverpa armigera (cotton bollworm)
Lineage: Eukaryota; Metazoa; Arthropoda; Insecta; Lepidoptera; Noctuidae
Gene: lmgA
Product: anaphase-promoting complex subunit 11
Exons: 3
Coding region: 187-1743 (518 amino acids)
Biological process (GO): protein ubiquitination; positive regulation of mitotic metaphase/anaphase transition; anaphase-promoting complex-dependent catabolic process
Cellular component (GO): nucleus; anaphase-promoting complex
Molecular function (GO): ubiquitin protein ligase activity; cullin family protein binding; zinc ion binding
Source: RefSeq, a predicted model, not a curated record
CGUAGCGUCGCGGCGACGUAGCGGUUAGCCGGCAGCCAGUGAGUGCCGCGCGCUCGCGGGGACGGACGUGUCGCCCUGCGUACUGAGCGCUCUCGUGUGUGUGACUUACGCGGUGCUAGUGUUAACGCGCUCCUUCUACUAUAGUACGCAUAUUAUAGUAUUGUUCGAGUGACGCUUCGUUCAAGCAUGCUGAUGGUACAGACCAACACACAACCCAUGAAGAACAACAAGAUCAAAGGACCACCACCGGUGCCUCCGCGCCCCAACCAGAGCGUGGUAGCGGAGGCACUGGCAAAAACAAGGAAGGCCGUGGCGGACUCUAAGGCCAGCUUUACGAAAUCGCGUGCCUUCUCCAAACAAGACAACCACUACACAUCAAAAGCAAAAACUUUGGAUAGGGCUAAUACUGUCAGUGAAUCAACAGUGUCACCCAAACAAAAUGGAUUAGCAAGGGUCAAGUCGUUCAUUAGAGAUGUGAUCAGCGACCGAAGUUCUUCGUCUGAUGAGAGAAAAUCCAGUGGUCAGAAUUCACGAAGAAGCUCCAGCGACAGCAGUUCUAUUCCAACUCCAACAUCGAAUAAAAAGUCGAAUGAAUCGCUCAACUCUAAAGCAGUCAAAACAUGCAGACAGAUAUUAGUAAGAUCACUCUCAACAUCGAACAAGUUAGAUCAAGACUCGAAAUGCAAAGUAUCAAAGUCAUCCAGUUUUGCAGAGAAGACACUACCAUUACGAAAAGCACCUCCGCCACCGCUGUCUCCAAAACCUAAGUUAAAGCCAAUGAAACCCUUGUCUAUAAAUAAAAGUCCUGUACAUAGCAGUAAGUCCAAGAUCUCACCAGAAAUAAGUCCGUAUUCGUCUCCUAUAGACGCGAAGCCCCCGCAGUGUCCAGUAUCUGAAGCACCAUAUGCAUCAGUGGAAGAAGUUCAGGAGUUCGAUGAUCGACUACGGAACAGUCCUUCGAAACAAAUAAAAACGCCGCCGGUUACACCAACCGAGUCAGGAAGUCCGAAAGUUGACGAUAGUGUAAAUAAAAAUAACAACUCGCUGGAAAGAAAAACAUCGCGAGUCACAGAAAUGUUAAUUUCGGAGAUCAUUGCUAGUAGAAAUAAUAAUAAAGACGAAGCUCACACUGUUAUAGAUAAAGGGAAAGAUGGUCUGACUAACGGCAACCAUUCUCCAGAAAUGGAAAUGAUGAAGGACAUGAACAACCACGAGAUGUUGAUAUACGAGUUGCAGACGAUGCGCUCGCAAUCCAACGUACCUGAAACUUUGGACGCCCCUGAGUACGCUGAAGCAAACGGACAAUGUGACUCCGAGGACUCUGAACAGAACUACGCCAUGUCUUCAGUAACGAGCGGGAAUACGGACGAUGAUCAGGCUUAUGCGUACAUACUCGACGAUGACCUCAAGUCUAGACUUCGUAAGCAGUUCCGCGCAAUCAGCACCAUGUCACUGCAAGGUCUGCCUCCCCUGCCGAAGAGUCUCAGUGGCUUCGCAGACGGGGAACCCGAGCUGCAGGAUACUCCCUCCCCGCCGUCGGACAAACCCCCCACGGAUCUCGACUCACAACUCGCUUAUCUCAAGAAAGAAAUGGCGAGUCUACGGCAGCUGGAUUUAUCCCUCCUCUCCGAGCUAUGGACGCUGAGCGAAGCUAUGGCAUCGUGGCGACGGCAGCUCGAACGAGGACCGCGCCUCCGUCCCGCGCCCCCGCCACCGCCGCCGCCUCACUACCUUCGGACAUAACCACCCCGAAGGAAAAUCUACUAAACAUUAGUUGACACUUGACGUCUGACAACUGUCACUUGCACUGCCCACUCGAUAUGAAGAUGCGUAGGGUCACGUCCCUUUUAGGGUGCGUUCUCAAUUUGUCACGAUAAAAAUCGUGUCGUGCCCCUCCAAGGGUGCGUUCACACUUCAUCAUUUUCAUCACUAUCGGCUUGUUUAAAUGGAGGUGGUCACAAUGAAGGUUGGAUAGCCCAACAUUUUUUGCAGUGACGAAAGAUUGUCCUGUUAAUGUUAAAAUAAGUUGUCGUCCAACAAAUUAUAAUAAAAUUAGCGUCACGAUAUAGACACCAGUCUAACCAAGGGGUAUCGGGUUGCCCGGGUAACUGGGUUGAGGAGGUCAGAUAGGCAGUCGCUUCUUGUAAAGCACUGGUACUCAGCUGAAUCCGGUUAGACUGGAAGCCGACCCCAACAUGAUUGGGAAAAGGCUCGGAGGAUGAUGAUAUCGUCACAAUAUACAGGGUUAUUGGUAAAACACUAACAACCUUGCAGGACUGUAUUACUAACAUCAUAAACUACAACUUUUGUUCUAUGACUUUUUAUAAAACAUAAUACAUUUGCCAAAAACAAACCUACAAGAUUUCAUUGGUCUAUCUAACACAUUUCAACUCUAUUUUGCUAUAGUGAUAAAAUUUGCACGCCCCUACCAUUUCUUCUCCAACAA